This is a messenger RNA of Peronospora matthiolae, 1329 nucleotides long. NCBI's taxonomy places the organism in Eukaryota, Oomycota, Peronosporomycetes, Peronosporales, Peronosporaceae. The record is from the annotation of a GenBank genome assembly.
AUGUCCGCUGUCUCCGUUCACAGCUGGCACACACCACAAUUCAAUUUGCCCAAGACGCGAGCAGCACUCCAAUCGUCCUCCUCGUCCUCUCUCUGGCCUGGACACAAGUGCUGGAUGUCGUCGAGUGUGCUGCGUCUCCCACGCCGCCCAAGCGAAGACGACGACGCCAGGACCCACCACAAGACCCUCGUUGCUUGUCCUGUUCCUGAUCCAAUGGUACCGGACGAACCAGAGCAAGAGCGCAGUCGCGUCGAGAUGCCCGGCACACCGCCCAUUGACGCGCGCAGUCGUCGGGCGUGGGGCGAGGUGGUCCAUCGCCGGACCGAAGCUCGUCGACUCGCACAGCAAGAAGAGCUGCAGCCUCUCGAGCGACGUGCAGAGCGUCACGCUGCCGCUCUCGUCGUGCAGCGCCUCGUGCGCUGUUUCUUGUCGCGGACGCGACUCUCGACGCGUCUCAGUGCUGUAGGACGCCCCGUGGAGCUCCGGGUCACGGCGGUCACGGGCCUCGAGCUCCUCUGCGACUUCCGCAACGUCGUGUCGGUGUUUUGUAACGUCCGCGUGCUCAAGAAACCGUUCGGGCCGUUCAUGUUCCACUUUUCCACGACGCGCUGCUCGAACGUGGAGUCGCCCACGUGGGACGACACGUUCUUUGUGCCGAUGCUGUCCAGCAAGUGCGAUAUUGUCGCGACGUUGAUAGGCGUGAACAAUACAGGCAGACUCCGGUUCUUAGGACAGGCGAUUGUCCCGAUGGAGGCGGGGUGGGAGCACAAGAGUAAGGCGAGAGCGCCAUUGGCCAAGUGGAAGUUUCCAGUGGACGAGUCGAUUGUGGGACUCCACCGCUUCGUGAAGGGCACGGUGGAGCUGGCGAUCAAGCCGAUAUCGUCUCGGUGGCCGUGCAAAUCGGGCCAGUUUUUGCAGGGACCGCCUGUUAAAUCCAGAGCGAAGCGGUUGUUUCCAUUCUGGUCGAAACAAGUGUCGAGCAAUGGAUUGCUGACUUCGCCAGCGCUAUUCACGCCGAGGAAGACGCCCACGAGUGCCUCGCCGUCGCGAAAGGUGGUAGUGGCACGUUGGGGCGUCCUUACUGAUACGACGUUUCAUCUCUUUGAUAACACAACCGCCAAGCUGAUUGUUAGUUUGGAUCUGGCCAAGUUGCAGAUUAUCAAGUCGAGUGCACAGCCAAAGAGCAAUUCGAGUCCACUUUUUCCUCUGAAGCUCUACUUCAGGGGGAUUGUGUACGUGCUGUAUGUAUCGAGUUACGCACAGCAACAGUCGUGGGAGUACAAGAUCAACUUGCACCGUCGCGAGCUACUAAUCCCAAGCUGCGCCUAG